Onychomys torridus (southern grasshopper mouse) is the source of this 663-nucleotide messenger RNA. RefSeq names its product magnesium-dependent phosphatase 1. Bases 106 to 600 code for a protein of 164 amino acids. Lineage: Eukaryota; Metazoa; Chordata; Mammalia; Rodentia; Cricetidae. The transcript is spliced from 6 exons. Gene Ontology annotation, molecular function: acid phosphatase activity. The record is from RefSeq and is a predicted model, not a curated record.
CUAGACACCCGAGCGUCGCCGGGUCUCUGUGGCGCGCCCACGGCCGGCUUGGCCACCAUAGAGUUGGGGUGCUCUCGGCGCCGAGUUUGGGUCUGCGAGUGGGUCAUGACGCCGCUGCCAAAGCUUGCGGUUUUUGAUCUGGAUUACACGCUCUGGCCUUUCUGGGUUGAUACGCACGUAGACCCCCCGUUCCACAAGAGCAGCGACGGGACUGUGCGGGAUAGGCGGGGCCAGAACGUCCGACUGUACCCGGAGGUGCCGGAAGUCUUGGAACGAUUGCAGAGCCUGGGAGUGCCGGUCGCGGCUGCUUCACGGACGGGUGAGAUAGAAGGGGCCAACCAACUACUGGAGCUCUUUGACCUUGUCAAACAUUUUGUUCAUCGGGAAAUCUAUCCCGGAAGCAAAGUCGCACACUUUGAGAGGUUGCGCCACAAGACUGGAGUUCCUUACUCUGAGAUGGUCUUCUUUGACGAUGAGAAGCGGAAUAUCAUAGAUGUGGGCAAGCUUGGUGUUACCUGCAUUCACAUCCAGAAUGGAAUGAGUCUGCAAACAUUAACUCAAGGAUUAGAGACAUUUGCAAAGGCCCAGGCUGGAGCCUGAGGUCUGACGCCGUGGAUAAGCCUCAUCGGAGGUGUAAAACGGAAAAGAAAUUAAGAAAGCCUU